This is a messenger RNA of Didymodactylos carnosus, 2709 nucleotides long. The record is from the annotation of a GenBank genome assembly. Lineage: Eukaryota; Metazoa; Rotifera; Eurotatoria; Philodinida; Philodinidae.
AUGGCAACCUAUUCGACUUUACCACCAAGCAGCUAUUCAACGCUUGGCUCACAAGGAAAUUUAUAUCAAUCGGCAAGUUACGGGCCAUAUAAUAGCGAUGUUACAUCUCGUCCCUAUCAGCAGCCCCCCUCGAUUGGAGGUACUUCUAGUCAACAGCAACCAUACAGUUCAAUGAAUCAAGACGACCAGUACCCUUCCGAUUACUCACAAUUCCCACAAACCACAACAUCUAUGAACUAUGGAACACCAAAUAAAUACCCGCCAGCAUAUCCACCGUCACAGCAACAAAAUCCUUACACUAAUAAUGAUAUCGCGCCAAAAUAUAUCAAUAAUGGUCAAAACGGCGGAUCGACCACUAGCACACAAAAGAAAACAUUGGACAAUCAGCAUGAUAAACGAGAUGAUAGUCUAAAUGAACCUCCAAUAACUCGUAAUCAACAAAUAAACCUUGUGCGUUCAGAACAUCAAAUUCCGAAUCGAGAUCGCUCGAAAUCACAACCUCGCCAUUCGCCGAACAAUGGAGCGCCUAAUACUUCCGAGAAUUCUCACAGUAAUUUUGAAAUGAAACCGAAUAAGUCCAGUAUGAUGAGAGCGGCAGCUAAUAAUGUAAAAUUGGCUAAUAAACAAAAACAUGAAAAGAUUGCAACAAGGAAAAUUGAAGUAAAGGUACCACAAAGAUCUACUCGAAAAGGAAAUAAUACAGAAAAUGAUAUGACAGAUAGUGAGAAAGUUUCAACUUCUAAGAGCAAUACAGAAAGGGAGACAACAAAGGAUAGUAAAAAGCGAAAUGAUACGCAAUCAAGAAAGAGUCGAAAAGACGAUUCUUAUCCGACAGAUCACGUUGAGAGUUCCAUGGAUGAACAGGAUUUCGAUAAUCCAAAUCAAAAACGAAAAAACGUCACGAACGGGAAAGGGAAGCGAACAACGUUCAAUAAUGAACCACAUUAUUCCGAUUCUUAUCUGUUGAAAAACGGUUCGUUACCACCACUUCGUCGUAAAUAUCCACAUGACUACCCUCCCUAUGAUCGUCCUCCGUAUCGUCCUCCUUAUGAUGAUUACAGUUACUACAGACAUCCGUACGAUCGAUCAUUUCCACCGGCUUAUGGAUCGUUUGAUUAUCGAGGACAUCAUCCUUAUUAUCCCGAUUAUCCUCCUUAUUUACCGUAUGAACGUGAUGCAUACGAUCCGUUUUUCGAUUAUGAAAAACGAUCGAAGCCAAAACGCUCAAAAUCUAAACAUCAAGAGGAGGAGGAUGAACGCCACCAACACGCUCAUUCAAAUAAUAAUCAUAGUACCCAUGAGAAGCAUGAACAAGAUCAUGACGAUACAACGGCAAAAAGUCGCGAUAAAAGUCGUGAUAAAAGUCGAAAAGGUGAAAAAGAUGAUACAAUAAGUCGAAAAAGCAAUAGAAUAAUAUCGCGUGAAGAAGAUGAAUAUCGUCGCCAAUGGGAAGGACAUUAUGAUCCAUACUAUGGUGAGCAUGAUAUGCUUGAAUUGUGGAGAAAAGAACGAAAUGAUUACUUAAAGAAAAAAUUUAAACCUACUAUACACGAUGUUUUAUAUUCUCAGCAAUGGAUGAAAUCAGAUAGUUAUUUGGAAAAUCAGCGACGACGAGCAGUACGAGAUGCACAAGGAUACUAUUUUCCCUAUCGAACUUACACAUUAAAAGAUUACAAAGAUUUACAGAAAGCUGAUCAUCAAAAUCCAUUUGCAUCGCUAAAUGAAACAGCGAUCGAUCGUAAACAACGUGCAAAGAAAAGGAUAGAUUAUGGAACACAAAUUGAGAGAUCCGUAGUUGAAAAUCCUGUAAGACAUCGGAAUAAUAAUAAAGAAGAUGAUACCCCAAGAAAACCAUGGCAUUUGUCGAAUGGAGAUAUCAAUGAAUCAGAACAAUCAAAACGAGAACGAGCUCUUGAAUAUGCUAAAAAUCGUGUAGUCAAAUCAAGAAAAAGCCAAAAACAUGAAAAUGAUAAUGGAUUUUUUGCGGACGGAAAUGACGAUGUUUCCCGUAGGGAAGAAAUGGAAUGGGAUGUGUUGAUAUCACUAUUAAUAUUUCAAAUAUGUAACUGUUCAUCAACAAAAUAUGUUAAAAAUUCUCGAGCAUGCAAAGCUGAAUUACGAUGUGGUGAAAAUUCCGAGAGUAUGUCAGUCAGUGUUGUGGGUUUUCGUGGAGUGCCUGGUGAUCCAGGGCAAGCAGGAGAAAGAGGCCCACCCGGUAUUCGUGGAUUACCUGGUCCAAGAGGUCGUGAUGGUUAUAUGGAAAAACCAGCCUCGUUUUUCGCAACAUUACCUCAAUUAUUUUUUACCAAAGAUGUUGAUGGUAUAAUGAAACCAUGGGAUAUUCCUGAGUUUCAAAAUGCACCAGACGUGUCAAAUUACUUUUCACAAUCAACUGGAAUAUUCACCGUGCCAACUGACGGUGUCUAUCAGUUUUUUUUGACUAUUAGCGUAUCGAGGUCGAAGGCUUCUGUUUGGAUUGCUUCGAAUGGUGAAAAAAUUCGUACAAUAUGGGUCGAAGGCGUUGCAUUGCAUGGUAACACGACCAUAGGUGUCGGAUGGGCAUCAGCAUCAAUCGAUUGUAUUAUUCGUUGUAAAGCUGGAGAUCGAAUAUAUACUGUAGCUGCAUAUCGUUCACAAGAAAAUUUUAAUUCAUACGUUUACGGUUAUUCGUACACAACAUUUUCUGGUGUUAUGUUAUUUCCAAGUUAG